CGCUCGGAUCCGGCAUUGCGUGAUACACACAAAAUGGCGCUCAUUCGUAACUUUUCUGGAAGAAAAUUCUCAGAAACGGAUUCAAUAACCAGUAGUAUGAUGUCUUUUGGUGACGAUAUGGAGGUCCCCAAGUUCAUAUUCACCGCUGAAGAUGGAGUAAAUCGUUUAAUUGUGCUAGAAGAGGAGGACACACAAACCUGCAAAAGCGAGAGUCGGAGAUCGGAUAGUGACCCGACAAGUUUUGAAUAUCCAAAUCUGCCUAUGCGCUCAGUCGACCUCACCUCAACUCCGUCCAUUACAAAUGACAGUGGCUUGGGCAAUAGUAGUACACUAAAAGUGGGCAGUCUUCCCAUGACACAGCCUGAAGACGAUACUAUUUCCUUGAGUAGAGAAAGUGUGUCGUCGGCACCCCCCUCUACGCAUGAUGCAGGUUUCAUGAACAGUAAUAGCAAUAGACUGAAUAAUCUCUUAGUUAUUCCUCCAUCUGGUCCAUUUAUCAACCUCAGUCCAAGGCCUUUGAGAAGGGCCCUCUCAGCAAGAUAUAUCAAUGAAAACCAUACAGGUUCACUUCACCGAGUUCGAAAACCGACGGGCGGACAAGCCAACUCUCUGCCACCAGAGUAUUAUGGCGAUAGCAUUUCUGUCAUUAAUGUACCUGCUAGCCAAACAGAUGCACCAAAAAGAAAAACUGAAAACUCAAAUAGCCUAUCAGUACUAAUGAGUGGCAUUUAUGCCGUGUUUCUCGUCAUGCUUGGAGCCAUUAUUUUCCUAAAUGAUCAGCACAGAGAUCAACGAGUAAUAUCAGAGCACCCUCUGCAGCACCACCGUCGACCGGCCUCACGAUGCUGCUCCUCUAGCGAAAACCAUCUCCAGGUAUUUAGCAGCGUUAUCGCCGCUGUUGGAUUGUUAUGGCUAAUCAUCUUCCACUUUGAUUUAUGCAUGUACAAAAGAGAAGUUUUGAAGCAACUCAAAGAAACAGAAGAUGCUAUGCAAGAAAACAGCGAUCGUUUCAGCACUGCUACAGAGUUCAUAAUCAAUUCUGGAUAUGAUUACACAGCAGUGAGGAAUGUCUCAGAUGGAAAAAAAAUCAGACCACCUCCAUACAGAUUCUUGAUGGGAAGACAUAGUGGAAGUUUUUAUCUCAAAAUAGGUUCAGCAGCUUUUUGUUUUGGAUAUCUAAUUUACCAAGUCCUACAGCUUGGACAGCAUAUUUUAAAUUACGUCGACGUCGAAAAGAAACAACUCAACUGCCAGAAGCCGACGUCUAUUAUACUCCACGUCAUUUCACCCAUUCAUGCAUUCUAUCAACUAUUUAUGACUUUCAAAUACUCCAAUAUUGUUAUAAAUCGGCAUAGGAUACUGGCAAGAUUUGGUAUAAUGCAUCUAAUUGCAACGUGUCUGUGUAAUUGGUUUGGAACAAUUGUUGAAGAAGCAGUGGAAGAUUAUACUCACAAAAGCAACAACAAUUUUACCGAUAAUAUAACCAGCAUGGAAUUCGAUAUUGCCAGUUUUCACAUCAUUGUUCAAAGGAAAGAAAAUUGGGACAACCCCUACUUUUGUAGUGCAGAAUCAGUUCUGUCAACACGUUCUUUGAGUGCUAUUCCGUAUUUAUAUCCCUUUGCAAUAGAGUAUAACCUUCUCUUAGCUGGAGUUUGGUUCAUCGUAUGGCAGAACAUUGGAAAAGAGCACAUGAAUGCAAAUCCGCAUCAUCUGCGUCACACCAUUUCACAAGACGAAUACACUGGCAGCGAUGAAAUAGCAUAUCAAAGCAAUCUUGUCAUCAAUGCUGAUUGUCAUUCCGCAAACAAAGGAUUAUUUAUUGGACUUUUCCUCUUACUUACUAUUAUAGUUACUGUUAUAAUAUUUUUUGUUUCUAUGACUACUGAUGGUUAUCAACAAAAAGCUAUUGAUAUCCAUACUGCGCAAGAAGGUGUAUUAACUGUUAUAGGUUUAUUAUCAGUUUGCAUUUCAUUUUACCAAAUACGGAAGUUAGAUAUUAGUGAACAUCCAAUCACUUUUCUUGAUGAUGUGUUACUUUUUGUUCCAUUGCCAUUUUACUUCGUGCAUGGAAUUAUGUCUGUCACAGCCGAAUUCGCCAAUUCCAACUAUACUAGGCUCGCCCUUCAUAUUUUGGUGACUUUUCAAGUGGUUGUACAAACACCAUUUAUUCUUGACGGUCUAAGGCGGUGCAGCAACUCGCAGACACAUCGAUAUAGAAAACCUGGAAGGGAAGUUAUUACAUUUUUAAUCAUACUCAACUUAACUCUCUGGGUUGUAAAUACUUUUGAACUGAAAAGUGUUGAGCAUUACCACGGCCAGGAAGAGUAUUUUGGUGACCUGAUAUGGAUGUUUGUUGGCCAUACAACGUUGCCUUUAAUGUUGUUUUAUAGAUUUCAUUCUUCAGUGUGUUUGGCUGAUAUGUGGAAAUCAGCCUAUGAGAAAGAAGCAUAAAUUUAGUUUGUAUUAUCAUUUUAGCGGUAGUAAUACUUAAGAAAACGCAAGACGUUUAUGUAAAACAUUUUAAUAAAGGUAAUGACAUCUGGUGAAA
Molecule: messenger RNA, 2548 nt
Organism: Uloborus diversus
Lineage: Eukaryota; Metazoa; Arthropoda; Arachnida; Araneae; Uloboridae
Product: proton channel OtopLc-like
Exons: 9
Coding region: 34-2451 (805 amino acids)
Biological process (GO): proton transmembrane transport
Cellular component (GO): membrane
Molecular function (GO): proton channel activity
Source: RefSeq, a predicted model, not a curated record